Molecule: messenger RNA, 2026 nt
Organism: Mytilus californianus (California mussel)
Lineage: Eukaryota; Metazoa; Mollusca; Bivalvia; Mytilida; Mytilidae
Exons: 9
Coding region: 1019-1672 (217 amino acids)
Molecular function (GO): lipid binding
Source: RefSeq, a predicted model, not a curated record
GAUUUUUCAUUGCUCAAUAAUCGAAUUAAUUUCUGUUUUAUACAAACUAUUUCAUCAUAACAAAUAGUAAUUCCCUGUUGGUUGUUAAUCAAUAUCAUUGAUUGUGUGUACAAUUUACAUAUUACAGAAACGUUUUUAUCAUUGGACUGUCGUUUAGAUAGUACAUCUAGAUAAAAAGUUUCUAGUUAAAAGUAUAUCAAAAUGGCUGCUUGAUUGAGUUUUGUGAACUGGGACGUUUCCAGUAGUUUGACUUAUUGAUUACAAAUAUUCAUGAUUCAUGGAUAGUGGAGAAUAUUUAUACUCAGAUAUUUCAAGCCUACCAUUAUGAUUAUUUUUUUUUCGUCCUAAGAAGAGAGAAGAUACUAGGGGUAAUCAUAGACACACAGAAAACAUCAGUCCCCCAAUACUACACAGAAAACUGACGAUUGAGCAACAUGAGCCCCAAUUAAACCGAAGGUAAACUCAGAUGCUCUUAAACGGUAAGCAGUACCAUUCUCCAGUGGAGACAAGCUUCACUGUGAAAACGCAGUUACCGGACUCAUGUGAUAGAGCAUUUACAAACAUACAUUAAUAACUUAUUCUUUUGAUAUUUUUAGUAUUUGGCACUUUUUUAAGCUUACAGAAGUAUUUAAAUGUAGAAUAAAAAAAAACAUCAUUGUCUAUUAAUGUCAAACUUCUAAAAGAAAAGCAUGUAAAACAGAAGGCAAGAUCAAAUUGUCCCCAGAAAUCCAUAAACAUAAAAAAAGAAUGUGACAUUGUCAUUAUUGUCUUUUUAAAGUGAGUUGACAUUAAAAUAUUUUAGUUUGUUCAACUGAGGCUGCAAUUUUGGGAUUUUAGGAAGUCCUAUACUUUUAAGUUAGCAGUUAAUUAAUAUUGAGUAUCUUGUUGCUAAAUUUCCUACAAAAUGGCGAUUUAAAUGGAUGACUUUUAAAUGUACUAUUGUUUCUAUUAAUCUUUUUUUAUAGGGCAACAUCUGACGCUGAACAUGUAAUUUAAAUGUCAUGGGAUAUGUACCAGCAUGUCAGGACACGAAGCUAACAACAGUCAGCUGAAGAAUUUAGCUGAACGUCUUCUUCAACAAGACAUCAAGGACCAUGAAGGUGCCAGCGGUAGUUUGUAUUAUAAAUUUUCUGGAAUGAAGAUACAGAAUGCCAAGCUUCCACAUGCUUCUAUGGUAGCAGGAAGGCUGCAAACAAGAAAUGGUGCUAUUUGUAUUAAUGGAAACUACAGUUUAUUUUAUGAUGGCAUGUUAAAACGAACAGCAGAUGGCGAUUUUACUCUGAUGAUAUCUGAUAUGGCUGUUAGUCUGGAAGAUGUCAGAAGCGGACGCAAUCGUGGACGUGACGGAAGGGACAGUGUAGACCAUGACUUAUUACAUAGGUUAAUACGGAAUGGCGUCUGUGUUUGUAAAAUUGGGAAAAUUAAAGCCAAGUUUCAAGGAGGAUCUGCCGGGUUAUGUUUAUUCUUUUUUAGAAUUUUAGUUAAAUUCAUGAGAACCAGUUUAGAAGAACAGGCUGCACAAGUUGUAAAGAAAAUGUUAAAAGACGAAGAAGACAUGGCUGUGAUAGGACUUAUAGCACUGUUUGCAUUCAGUGAAGACCAGCUUCCAGAAGAACCCCCCAGAAGAGGUAUACGACGGUAUAUAGCAAGUUGUGUUCGAGAACCAGAAUAAGACAUUAGCAGCAUAUUUAUUUUUUAUACAAAUACAUGCUUACUCCAAAGGUAUAUUCCAGACGUGUUGUGAUCUACUUCUUAAAUUAUACACCUUGGUGCCAUGAUAUAGAAACUCGUGCUAUAUUAUGAAACAACAUCAUUCAUCUGAACAUUUUCUUUUCCUUAGAGAAAAAGAACCAUGUUGUGCUUAUAUAGAUCAGCAUUUUGUCAUAGAAGUAACAUUUAAUGUUAUAUUUUUGUAUAUAUAUUCUUGUGUAUUACAUUUUGUUUACUAAUUAAAAAUUCAUGUUCAAUGUGUAUAAAUAUAAAUAUUAUGUGUUCUUUGUAUUAAAAUACUUAAACAAAAAUUUAA